ACAAACGAAAAUGAAUUAAAAUGCGAUGAUUCUGAUUAAAACAACAUAUAAUUAGAAAAGCACUGAACUUGAUCUGAUCACGAAUCUUAAUUAAUUACAAAAUGUAUAUACAUCGAUCGACUGUAUUACGACUGUGUGUGUGGGUGAGCCUGUUGGCGCUAUGUGGGGCCCAACGCGCAGAGCAACUCCUGGCACAGAAUCCGUGCUCCAGCAAGACGACGUGCAGUGACUGCAUCCGUACGGCCAGCUGCGCAUGGUGCUUUGCAGCAGAGUUCAAUGGCCCACGAUGCUUCAACCCGGCCAUGGAGCGAGAUGGCACCGCGGGAUGUGAAGAAUCCUACAUAUUUAACCCAGACAAUAAACGCUCUGUCGAUCCCAUGUACAAUAUGGAGCUGAGCAGAGCAAAGUCCAGAAUGGGUAUGGCUGCUGGCUCAUCUUCUUAUGAAGAGUCUUACAGUGCAAAGGGCAGCAGUUUUGCUGCUUCAGGAUCGGCAGCAGCCGCCGGCGGUGAGGCUGGUGGCGACAGACUGGUACAGAUGAAACCUCAGAAAGUGAAUCUCAACCUAAGAAUGAAUCAAAUGCAGAAACUUACAUUUGCGUACUCCAGAGCUCAAGAUUAUCCUGUUGACUUAUAUUACCUUAUGGACUUGAGUAGAUCUAUGAAAAACGACAAAGAGAAACUCAGUACACUGGGAAGUUUACUGUCUGCUACUAUGAGAAACAUGACAUCCAUGUUCAGGAUCGGAUUCGGCUCAUUUGUAGAUAAACUAGUCAUGCCUUAUGUAUCUACAGUGCCUAAGAAUUUGAUAUCACCCUGUGACGGUUGUGCAGCGCCUUAUGGUUACCAAAAUCAAAUGUCUCUCAGUACUGACACUGACUUCUUUGAGAAAGCAGUAGCGAACGCAGACGUGUCCGGUAACUUGGACGCUCCCGAAGGAGGGUUCGAUGCUAUUAUGCAGGCCGUGGUCUGCAAGCAACAGAUCGGCUGGCGAGACCAGGCUAGGAGACUUCUUGUCUUCUCCACAGACGCCGGAUUCCAUUACGCUGGCGACGGAAAGCUCGGUGGUAUCGUCCAACCUAAUGACGGCGAAUGUCACAUGAAGGACAACACGUACACACACUCGACACUGCAGGAUUACCCCAGUAUUUCACAGAUUAAUCAUAAGGUGAAAAAGCACGCUAUCAACGUAAUCUUCGCGGUGACGGCGGAGCAGAUCAGCGUAUACGAGCAGCUGAGCAAGCACAUCGAAGGUUCCAGUACGGGAGUGCUGAGCAACGACUCCGAUAACAUCGUCGACCUCGUCCGGGAACAGUACAACAAAAUUACGUCAACAGUAGAAAUGAAAGAUUCAUCGAGUGACGCUGUGCAAAUAGUUUAUUACUCAUCUUGUCUCAGCGGCAAAGAACUCACCCAGACAAACAAAUGCGACGGAUUAAAGGUCGGCGAUGUCGUGGAAUUCACAGCUGAAAUCACAUUGAAAGAAUGCCCGAAAGACCGCAGCAAGUGGAAGCAGACUUUCGAGAUCUCCCCCGUCGGUAUCUCUGACAGUCUUACUGUUGAACUGGAAAUGGUCUGCGAUUGUCCUUGUGAACAGCCUAAUCAUCAUGCGUACAACGACAGUCCGCUGGUAUGCAGCGGCGAGGGCGUGUCGGCGUGCGGGGUGUGCGUGUGUCGCGCGGGGCGCUUCGGCAAGAACUGCGAGUGCUCGGCGCACGGCGGCGUGUCGGCCGAGCAGGAGCGCGGCUGCCGCCCCACCAACGCCAGCGCCGGCCCGCUCUGCUCCAACCGCGGCACCUGCAUCUGUGGCGUCUGCGAGUGCAACAAGAUGGACGACCCGCUUAACGUGAUUUCUGGCCCGUUCUGUGAGUGUGACAACUUCACAUGUGACAUGAACAAAGGUUUGCUUUGCUCGGGCCCCGACCACGGGGAGUGUGUCUGCGGCAAGUGUAGCUGUACUCCAGAGUACACCGGACCAGCCUGCCAGUGUUUGAAGGACCAAACUCCUUGCCGGUCUCCUGAAAACAAUGAAAUAUGUAGCGGUAACGGAAAAUGUGUCUGCGGCCAAUGUGUGUGUAAUGUAGAUGACGAUCGUCAUUAUUCCGGAAAAUACUGUGAAAAAUGUCCCACUUGCCCUGGACGCUGCGGUGAAUUCAAAGACUGUGUGUUAUGUGAGGUACACAAACGUGGUCCGCUGUACAACGCCGACACAGAUACCUGUGGCGACUGUGCGCUCUAUCCCAUAAUCGAAGAAGGGAAAAUUGAAGCGAACGAAUCUCGAAACGAGCAUUUAUGUAGUUUCUACGACGACGAAGACUGUUUGUAUGUGUAUGUGUACUCCUACAAUGAGAACCAGCAACUUGUUAUCAGGGCGCAGAAGGAAAGAGAAUGCCCCAAGAAGGUGCCGAUCUUGGGUAUUGUGCUGGGUGUGAUCGCUGCGAUAGUGUUGGUUGGGUUGGCACUACUGAUGUUAUGGAAGAUGGCGACCACUAUCCACGACCGCAGGGAGUUCGCGCGCUUCGAGAAAGAACGCAUGAUGGCCAAAUGGGACACGGGCGAGAAUCCUAUUUACAAGCAAGCGACUUCAACCUUCAAAAAUCCUACAUAUGCUGGAAAAUAAUAAAUUAUUUAUACACAGAUUCAAAAAGUCAGCAAAUUGAAGUAGUCGUCUCAAUAUGUACAACUUGUAAUGCCGCAUUUAUAAAGUUAUCAAGAAGUCAGUAUUUAAUAUGAAAUUUCGUGUAUCAAAAUAGAUCAUUAGAAUCAUGUUAAAUUAAGAAAUGCAUUGAGAGUUGCCUUAAAAAUGUGCCUUCAGUAACUUAUUGUCGAUUGCACAAGUCAGUGCAUGAAACGCUUGAUAGAUGUAGCUUACUAUCAUUGAGUUUCUACAUAAAUAAAUUGAAAUCUACAUUAUUGUACAGAUGUUUACAAACGCAAAUGCACUGUCUGUAUUUAUGCCUUACGUUUAUUUUAUAAUGCAUAUUUUGUCCGAAGGUCUGUUUAAUCUCAGGAUGUAUAUUGUACGCUUUUUGUACUUAUGUGUGAAUGAAUGUCGUAUGUACUUGUGUUCGUGUGUAGCUUCGUCGAAUCGAACGUGUCUCGGGGUGCUACAACUAUACGCUAUAUACACUACCCUGUAUUUUAUAUAUUACGUAUUUUAAGACCAUGGUGCGUUCGAUAGGUUGUAGUUUAGAGCUUUAUAAUAUUUAUAAUAUUAUUGACGAAAGUAAUCCUAAUUUACAAUACUGACAAUAUCGGGAAUAAUACUUAAUUCGUUAAUUAUUGAUUGAAUUGACUACAAAUUCUCAUUUUUAUACAAAAUAUAUUUUAAAGUCAGUCUGCCGUUGAGUCAAUUUAGGAUCCCGAUAUUACUUUCUUAAGUGUUAUCGUAAUACUAUUAAUAUAUAAGAGCAAGAUACGUAUUUAUGAUAUAUCAUACUUUCAAUAUUGUUAACUCAUGAGUCUCUAUUUAAUAUUUACUCAUUCAAGUUACGAACUUUUGUUUAGUCUGAUCGAAAUGUAGCAAUUUAGACACUGCCAUUACAAUACUAUAAUGCUAGGCGGAAAGUGAGACGUUAUAAUCUGCCUUUGAUUGUACUUAUUCAUACUCUGAAGUAUGCGUAGAGUCAAAAAAUCUCUCGAAAAAAGAUCUCACGCGUUUCGGAUUUAUUAUUUCGUCCAACAUUACAAUGUAUUACGACGAUACGCCAAAUGCUCUCAGAGGUACAGUGUACUAAUACGAUGAUCCUCUAAAAUAUAAAGUACAUUAUGUACAGAUUCGUUGAGGUAAUCUCCGUCAAUCUCCAAUAGACGUCGUACGUCGCGUUCUACUAUGGCGACGGCGACGUUACUAAAGCUUCCUUCAUUCGCCCUCGUGCCUUGUUAUAACAUGAAUAAUAACUAGUGCCAUUACUAAUAUUAUAGUGUGUAAAAGAAAAUUAUUAUUUAUUUCAAAUAUUAAAGUUGAUAUAAUUAUGUAGAAAAGUAAUAUUAUUGUAAUUUAGUGUUGUAAGAUUUUAUAUCGAAUAAGAUUUAGUUUUGAGUUUGGACAUCCUUUUUUAAAUAUAUAGUAUUUUUUAUUUUGUUAUUGUGAAAAAUGCCUUUGACUGAAAUGAAUGUUUUAUAUGAAAUUCAAAAACACUUUGUGAAGUAAUGUGUUGCUUAUACCUACAUAUUGGUCCCACCAGUCGUUCCAAAUAAAACGCCAAUCCUGACGCUAAUCGACAAAUUGUUUGAUACGCCAAUUACUCGGAGCAGGAAAAUAUUCAGUUUCUUUGAUUUCAUUAUUACCCUAAUGAACUGAUUGUCUAAAAUUAUGUCGAAUUUGAGUUGUCUUUCUUUUUCUUUUGACCCAAUUGUAAAUAUUUAGUUUUAACAUGCAAAAAAAUAAGCAAUUGUGGCUUCUAAUAGUAGCUAAUAAAUAUUAACACAAAUAU
This is a messenger RNA of Spodoptera litura, 4434 nucleotides long. RefSeq names its product position-specific antigen beta subunit myospheroid (gene mys). Gene Ontology annotation, molecular function: integrin binding. Gene Ontology annotation, biological process: cell-matrix adhesion; cell adhesion mediated by integrin; integrin-mediated signaling pathway. Gene Ontology annotation, cellular component: focal adhesion; cell surface; integrin complex. The record is from RefSeq and is a predicted model, not a curated record. Lineage: Eukaryota; Metazoa; Arthropoda; Insecta; Lepidoptera; Noctuidae.